Molecule: messenger RNA, 909 nt
Organism: Anopheles stephensi (Asian malaria mosquito)
Lineage: Eukaryota; Metazoa; Arthropoda; Insecta; Diptera; Culicidae
Product: 60S ribosomal protein L15
Exons: 3
Coding region: 192-806 (204 amino acids)
Biological process (GO): cytoplasmic translation
Cellular component (GO): cytosolic large ribosomal subunit; ribosome
Molecular function (GO): RNA binding; structural constituent of ribosome
Source: RefSeq, a predicted model, not a curated record
CUUUUUCAGCGCAUUGUCCACGAGGUAAGUCGCUCGAAUCUGCUUUGCGAAUGUAAAUUAUCAUUUUUGUUUCUUUACCUCGUCAUGUAUCCCUCUCCUUGCUUGUUAUUUUGAUAAAUCAUCUGUAGAAUUGUGUUCUAAUCGUUGUUUAUUUCUCUCUUUUGUAGGGUCUAUCCUCAAUCGUUGUAAACAUGGGGGCAUACAGAUACGUCCAGGAGCUGUACCGCAAGAAGCAGAGCGAUGUGAUGCGCUACCUGCUGCGUAUUCGCGUUUGGCAGUACCGCCAAAUGACCAGAUUCCACCGUGCACCUCGUCCGUCCCGUCCGGACAAGGCCCGCCGCCUGGGAUACAAGGCCAAGCAGGGCUACUCCAUCUUCCGCAUUCGUGUCCGCCGUGGUGGUCGCAAACGCCCGGUCCCCAAGGGUUGCACGUACGGCAAACCGAAGAGCCAUGGUGUGAACCAGCUCAAGCCGUACCGCUGCUUGCAGUCCGUUGCUGAGGAACGUGUUGGUCGUCGUCUGGGAGGUCUGCGUGUACUGAACUCGUACUGGGUGGCUCAGGAUGCUGCCCACAAGUACUACGAGGUCAUCAUGGUCGACCCGUCUCACAACGCCAUCCGUCGUGACGCAAACGUGAACUGGGUUUGUAACGCCGUGCACAAGCAUCGUGAGCUUCGUGGUCUCACCUCCGCUGGAAAGAGCUCGCGCGGUCUGGGCAAGGGCUACCGCUACUCCCAGACCAUCGGAGGAUCGCGUCGUGCCUGCUGGCGUCGCCGCAACCGCCUGCACAUGCGACGAUACCGUUAAGGUGAAUCACAUUUGUUUGUGGCAAGUUCGGUGGAUAAUUGGAAGGCAAUUUGUAUUUUCAAUCCACGCAAUAAAAACCCUCUGUUGGUAAUAAUCCAAAUGA